This is a messenger RNA of Porites lobata, 2928 nucleotides long. The record is from the annotation of a GenBank genome assembly. Lineage: Eukaryota; Metazoa; Cnidaria; Anthozoa; Scleractinia; Poritidae.
UUCCAGAUAAUGAUGACGCACAAAACUGCACCAGUUAAUUGCCACAAUCAUUACACUGAUGGUAAGAAUAAAGACGUUUGCCCUCUUUUCAUUUCCUUACGUCUCUUUUUCCUGGUGUUGUCUAUAACAACUGCCAUGAAGGAGUGAAAAGUCCGGCUUUUUUUUCUGCGAGAUCGAAAUACGGUCAGACUACGAGUUGUCCCCAUUUUUCCUCAGGGAUAGUAGAGCGAGCGAAAUGCGAGCGCGCGUGAAAAUCACCCCACGCCAGAAAGGCGAGACGCGGCAGGGAGAGAGAAGAAUCACCGCGUCAUAGUCCGCGGUGAUUGCGCGUCCGCACAAAGCGUAUUUAAAUAGUUUAAUUGUUCGGCACGUCUACAUGAAAACACUAAAACGAUGAAUUUAGACAGCAUUCCUUAAAAGAGCAUGAUGAAUGACAUCAAUCGUUUUCGAAAACCUCCGUCCAUCCACAAGUAAACGAGAAGCCGGCGUUUUCGGCAGUUUUGGUGUCCGAAACUGCGUUUCCGCGUGGACGGAAGGCUAGACUGUACGAUCGGAAGAGGGAUUACCCUCCAUCAAUAAAAAUAACCAUGUUUUUUUUUUUGCUGGUGAAACAAAGUAAAAGGAAACUUUCUGGGGUGUCUAAUUUUGCGAAAAAAAAAGCGUUAACUCAAAUUUCUUCUUCUUAUUAUUAUUCGUCCACGCCAUCGAAUCUUAAGGACUCUAUUAAGGGAAGGGGAGUGGGGGGGCUCUUAUUUGCUUUUUUUUUUUUUUUUGCCUUAUUUAUGGAAACACGGUAUUUUGAGGAGACUGAUAACAGUUACCACGACUUUUUUCAACAUUCUUACAAACAAAAUCUGGGAAGCUUUACUACGACGUCCUCUGUGCCAUUAGAAAAAGAAAUUCAAAACUAAACAAAACAGAGAUGUUCAAAUGGGAAAGAAGACAAUUUUCUUUGAAAGUGUUUCCUUCAUUGAAUGAAACAGUCAUGAUGUAACCACUAGCGAAGUGGCUAGGAUGCUUUUAAGUGAUUAUUCACUUUUUUAUUCACAAUUUUGUAGAUCAAAACCAAUUAUUUCUUUUUUAGUACUAUUAAAAAAAUAAAAAAGGACAAAGAAGGUAUGGAAGGAGUGUUAAGCAACCAGUGUGCUUAAACACUUUCAAAGAGAAACAGCUGGUUGAUCUGGUUUCCACAUGCAAGCUACAAUCGCUGGAAAAGAUCGCUCGAUCGUUGGGAUUUCAACUAUCGCAAUGAUCGUACUUUUUUAAAAUUUUUUUUUUUUAUCAGCGGUCAAGCGGUUCUGUUUUAGCCUUUUGAAACGUCUCAUCUUCUUCUUUGUUUACUGUAGGUCCGAUGUUGCCGGUGUCGAAGGUUCUCCAAGAAAUUUUGGCAAGCAAUAAUGGAAUUCAUGAACGAUAAAUCACUUCUAUUUAUGGACACGUCUCUACUUUUAAAGAUGGAGUCUAAAAUAUUCAUCACGGUAAUAUCAUGAGUGACAAAUAACUCCUAAAUUUGGCGCCAAAUUUCAGCGUUAAUUUUGUAUUUUUACAUGCGAAAUGACAUAAUCCCCAUGGCAACGUUCUCUAUAUCUCGGUGCCAAGGUGGUGCCCAGGCUCUGGUUGUUCAAAGGUUGAAUAGCGCUAUCCACCGGAUAACUUAUUAAAGGCAUCCAAUUGCGUAGCCUCCUCUGCAGACGUUCUUAGGGGUUCGUCACGCAUUCCUUCCCCCACGAAAGGGAAGGGAUUGCGUGACAAGCCAAAAGGAGUCCAGUGAAUAGCGUUCUCCAUAUUUUGAACUCCUGGGGCCAGUUUUAAAGAAUGUUGCGAAUGAAGGUCUCAGAGUACGAAAGAGCACCAUUUUUAAAAGCCAGAAGAAUGCCAAUGGUAUUUAAAUUUUAGUCUAAAAAUAAAGAAGAUUGUGAACUUAAAAUUAUGCUGCAAACUUUUCACUGUGUAGUGUUCUCGAUACCAGUCUAAACUGUCCAUUGUGUACUAUAUUUGUCACCCAUGAUAUUAAUAGGUAGUCAAAUGGCAUACUUGUGAAUUAGAAAAUAGUUUCGAAUGUGUUUUCAAAAUUCUAAUAAUUUCCCUCGACUUAAUAUGGAAAAAAUCGUUAGACUUUUGACAAAAUGCGCGUGAAAAUAUUUCCUAAUGUCACUCGUCACCAUUUGAUUACACAUAAUAAUAGUAUUUAAUACAGUUAUAAUUAAUUAAAACUUAUAAUUUUAAAUGAAAAGAAAUUUAAUUAAUUGAUAAUUUUUUAGAUUUUGUUAAGUAAGUUGGGCCCGUUUCAAACGUCGUGCUACUGCUGUGCCGAACUCAAUUGAUCGAAUUAAAUUCGACUUCAGAACGGCAGUAGCGCGACGUUUGAAACCAAGUCGUGCUACUGCCUUGCCGUGCUACACGCAGGGGCACCCAGCGGCAAUUUUCGGGAAAAUAUCUGUUCGGAAGACGAUUUGAGAUCUAGAAUUUUCGAAACAUUUGUUGUAAAAUUUUUUGCUUGCCUACCUCUCCUAGGAUUUUCGAACAUCUACAAAAUGGUAUAAUUGCCCAUUUUCAACGGAUUUUGACCCUAAAAAAGGCCACAUUUUUUUUCUAAAUCGCAUCUUUUCCAAAUGGCGUGAAAUUUUCGAGAACCGCAUCAUUUCUUUUUAUCCCUAUUUUUUUCGGAUAAAUUUUUGAUCUUUAAGUUAAGAAACAAAACAGAUGAAAAGUUUUUAGGGGAUAAAAAUAUGCCUAUAUCUACCGUUUAAAUACUAAAAUACGUUGAACAAUGCUAUGUGAAGUGGUUUUGAACUAUAUCCUCGUUGGGUGCCCAUGUACACGGCAGUAGCUCGACUUGGUUUCAAACGUCGUGCAACCGCCAUGCCGAACUCAAUUCAUGAAUUAUAAAUACAUCAGAAUACAUUUUAAAGUGUGUCAUUACCCAUU